This is a messenger RNA of Symbiodinium sp. CCMP2592, 1380 nucleotides long. Lineage: Eukaryota; Dinophyceae; Suessiales; Symbiodiniaceae. The record is from the annotation of a GenBank genome assembly.
AUGGAGUCCCGCCAGAAAGCUACCAAGGGUGCUGAGGUGGCCGAUGGCAACUCGGUUCGUGGGACGCGCUACGAAGAUCAGUUCUUCAAGACCAAGCUCUGUAUGUUCUGGGAGAAGGGCGCGUGCACGCGUGGUUCGAACUGCAAGUACGCACAUGGUGGCAAGGAGCUGAACGAAAUGCCCAACCUCACCAAGACGUCUCUUUGCAAAGAUCUUCUCACAACAGGCACCUGCACAAGGAGUGAUUGUCUCUUUGCGCACAGUGUGGAGGAGCUCAGGGCUACUAACAAAUUCUACAAGACUUCCAUGUGCAGCUUUCACCGGGUUGGUCAGUGCAAACUGGGCACGGCCUGCCGCCAUGCGCACGACCCGUCGGAGCUGACGGAGGUCUCACGAGUGAAGGCCUUGACUCUCGAUGACACGGAGGUGGGCGGACUGGGCCCAUCUGGACGAACAGCUGCACGUCGCGGGCCUCGAAAGAGCCGUGCCGAGAAAAGCGCAAAGAAGAUCCUGGUGAGCACCGCGGAAGAGGAGGACGACGAGUUCCCCGAGACUCCGACAUGGGAGAGGAUGACAACUUCGCCGCCCACCCUGGGGUGGCUUCCAACUGCUGCUUUCCAGCCGGUGUCGCCAGAGGGCUUCAAUGCUCCCAGCGUUUCAUCGAACUCCACGGCCACGGGCGGUGCUGCAACAGCGUCGCAGCACUCCGAUGACCAGGAUGAUGAGCUGGAUGAUGUUUGCGAUAUGUGGGCUCGCAUGAAGACGGUGCCCGCCCCUGCGGUUGCCGCAGGUGCGCCGAUGGUCGCGAUGAGCCGCGGCGCGAUGAUGAUGGGUCAGUCUAUGAUCCGCAAUGAAAUUCAGGCCGUCCCAGUGACAGCUGCUGGACAACUUCAGAUGCCCGCUGACAUGUGGUCGCGGCAGACAAGCGGUGGCGUUAUCAUUCAACAGGUUGACCCGAUGGCGGUCCCGUUCAACCGAGGAGUUUCAGGUGACGUGCAGCAGAUGGUUAUGGUACAGGCUAUGCCACAGGCCAUGCCGCAGGCUAUGCCAUCUAUGCCAGCCGUUCAGGCGAUGCCAGCCGUACAGGCUGUGCCGACUGUCCAGGCUGUGCAAGGUGUGCAGGCCAUGCAAGGCAUGCAGGCCGUGCAAGGCGUGCAGCCUAUGCAAGGCAUGCAGGCCGUCCAAGUCCCUUGCCUCCUGGUGCCAGUUCCCAUGCAGGCACAGCAGGUGCCGCAACAGAUGCCCCAACAGCCUGAGAAAGGAGGGUACGUGGACAUGAACAGCGGUGUUGCUGUUCCAUGUGGCAUGGACCUCAAGAUGGCACCGGAGAUGGAGGCGCGGCUUCUGGAGAGUGCCAUGCCGGAGGUUUACGAGGACUAG